Messenger RNA from Cryptotermes secundus, 921 nucleotides. Its product is annotated as acyl-CoA Delta(11) desaturase. Gene Ontology annotation, cellular component: endoplasmic reticulum membrane. The annotation marks the transcript as partial. Gene Ontology annotation, biological process: unsaturated fatty acid biosynthetic process. NCBI's taxonomy places the organism in Eukaryota, Metazoa, Arthropoda, Insecta, Blattodea, Kalotermitidae. The transcript is spliced from 3 exons. Gene Ontology annotation, molecular function: stearoyl-CoA 9-desaturase activity; iron ion binding. The record is from RefSeq and is a predicted model, not a curated record.
UCCACACUGCACACUUUACAGAACCCGCUCUUCGAAUGGGUGAGAGAUCACCGGGUGCACCAUAAGUUUAGCGACACGGACGCGGACCCACACAACGCCAGUCGAGGGUUGUUCUUCUCUCAUGUGGGUUGGCUCAUGCAGAAGAAGCACCCCCAAGUCCUGAGGCGGGGACGGGAGGUUGACAUGAGCGAUGUACUGGCUGACCCUGUGAUUCGGUUCCAACAAAAGUUCUUCUUUCCACUGAUUCUGACCUUCACCUUCCUGAUUCCUAUUGCUGUGCCGUGUCUCCUCUGGGAUGAGACGUGGUGGAAUUCCACGUUCUGUACCAUCUUUCGCUGGGUGUUGACGCUUAAUGGUAUAUGGUCAGUGAACAGCUUCGCACAUCUCUAUGGAUACCAUCCAUAUGACAGGAAAAUAUUGCCCGCAGAGAACCGCGUGGUGUCGGCGAUAGCUCUGGGUGAGGGCUGGCACAACUACCACCACACGUUUCCUUGGGACUACAAGACAGCCGAGUUGGGUGACUAUGGUUUGAACAUCACAACAGCAUUUAUCGACUUCUUCGCUCUUAUUGGUUGGGCUUACGAUUUAAAGCAGCCUUCUCCAAGGAUGAUCCAGAAAGUUGUGCAGCGAAGAGGAGACGGUACCCAUGCAGAAUGGGGUCAUGUGAAGGAAGUGACUGAAGAAGAAGCGCAUCUGCUAGACGACGAAACUGAAGAGACGCCGCUCUGUACAGAAGAAAAUGAAAAGGAACUGUAGCGCUUCCUUCUAACGACUGAGUAUAUUUAAACAAGACUUUAUACAGAAUCUUACCUAUACAAAAUAUUGGUUAGUAACGGACAAGUAUAUCUAAAAAAAAAAUAGGUCACUCUUUUAUGUAUUUUAGAAUUCUCAUCGACGCAACCAAGUCCAAAACACAAAAUU